Messenger RNA from Schistosoma mattheei, 723 nucleotides. The record is from the annotation of a GenBank genome assembly. Lineage: Eukaryota; Metazoa; Platyhelminthes; Trematoda; Strigeidida; Schistosomatidae.
AUGUUAUUACUGUCAGGUGUGGACAAUGUUUUUGUAAAUGCUUCUAGUCGCCAACUGGCUGCGACAAUGUACACAAGACUUUUUGAAGUAAAUGGAUCAUCAUGUUUUCCGAGUGAGGUGUCAAAAACGAAUAACAAUGGAACACUAUAUAAGACAUUAAGUACAGUCAUCUCUACUGCUCGUGCUGCUCAAGUCAGUUCAAUGGCCAAAGGUUAUGAAUUAAUCCAAAGUGAGGUGUCUAAAGAUGAAACGUUAGCUGGUGUUCUACCUAAAGAAGAUGUAUUCAAAUACUUCAUGCGUUACACUAGCAAGUUUUUGGGAGGUCCAGGGAAACUUUUCCUUACUGGAAAAACGACAAGAUACACUCCUUAUUCCAGUCGCUCAUCUUUGCAUAAAACCAACUGGGCCAAUCGUGCUCGUAAUGCUGUUGUGUUACUUCUGACAAAUAAUGACUUAAUAGGUGAAAAAAACAACUUUUUAGAUAACGUCAAAACAAUUCAAAAGCGGUUAAGUGUUACUUCUUUGAUAUCCGUUCAUGUAUGUACUUGUCCUAUGACAGAACUCAAUAGUAUCUUAUCUAAUUUGUGUGAACCUUUAACAGUUUUAAAUAUGGAUUGUGUUGAUGUUUUUACUAAAGACCUACCUAAUCAUAUUUCUAAUCUAUUAUGUUUAUCUAAGCCUGUAACAUUGUAUUGGUCCACAGGUUGUAAUGUUUUUUCUUAA